AUGAAAUCCAGCCCCUCGACAUCAGCUGCCAACGGGUGGAAUGACUUCAAGAUGCUCAAGAACUAUCUUAGCGGCCAAGCUCCUAUGGAAAUGGUGAUAGAUACAGCACUUCGGCUCAGGGAUAAGGCGUGUACACGCCGCUUUGAAGCCUUCGCGUUCCACCAUGGUGCAGCCACGCCAUACGACCGUGAUCGCCUUAGGGCUGAGUGGGAAAUAUCCACCCGCGUGCCGAAGAAUUAUGGGGGUUACCAUCGCCAGUGGAACCUGCAACAAAGUGAUGAAGCCACUAUUCUCAUGGUGGAGCUCAAAGAUUGGAUUGUGAAUAAGGGCCUCCCCCAACGAGAAGUUGAGCAAAGACUCAUGGCUUUUGACUUUGUG
Molecule: messenger RNA, 378 nt
Organism: Phytophthora sojae
Lineage: Eukaryota; Oomycota; Peronosporomycetes; Peronosporales; Peronosporaceae
Exons: 1
Source: RefSeq, a predicted model, not a curated record